GCCUGUCGGGUGAAUACCAGGAAACCGCACGCCUGCCAGAACACAUCAUUGCAACUUUGACUCCUACUGUACUAAUUCUGUGAAUGACACUAGCAAGAGGGGGAAAAAGAAACCUUGAAAAAUGAAAGAGAAGAGAGCUGAGAAACUAAAUCUGCAGGGGAAAAGGAACUACCAGAGUUGUAGUGAAACAGCCAGCCGAUGCGAGCCCGCAGUCAGAGGGAGGGAAAAAGGCUGGGCUUAAGCAACCUGCUACCGGGUUUUAGACAAAGGCUGUUUGAAAGGCUGAGGACGAGGCGGCAUCCGUUGCUAAUAUCAGCACGCGGAGAGUGCCAGCAGCUGGACUGCCGGGAUGAAACCGAAUAAAUUCACAGCGUCUCCUUCAGGGCAGGAAUUCCCGGAGUAUGCACCAAAAUAGGAACUCAGAGAAAAAAGUAAGUUUGGGAGAGGACUUAACAGAUUUUGACGGUCUUUGAAAUCUCACUCCUCUUGGAGGCAUGCCUUCAUUGAUGCGUUACCUCUUUAUAGUUUCUGUCUCUUGUGUAAUCGUUUUUAUCGUGUUCUAUGUGUUCAGUUUUGGGGGAGAGCAAGGCUUCCAGAGGCUAAACAACUCGGACACUUUGAUGCUGAGUCAAGUUUGCACAUCCUUUAUCAAAGGCAAAACACCUUUCCUCUGGAGAAACAAGCUCAUAAUGUAUGAGACAUCUUCUUGCAAGGACUACCUGACUCAAAGCCACUACAUCACGGCGCCCUUAUCUAAAGAAGAAGCUGCAUUUCCUUUGGCAUACACCAUGGUCAUCCAUCACAAUUUCGAUACCUUUGCAAGGCUCUUCAGAGCUAUUUACAUGCCUCAGAAUGUCUACUGUGUUCACGUGGAUGAGAAAGCGACAGUCGAAUUUAAAGAUGCUGUGGAGCAAUUACUGAGCUGCUUCCCAAAUGCUUUUCUGGCUUCCAAGAUGGAGCCCGUGGUCUAUGGUGGGAUUUCCAGGCUCCAGGCUGACUUGAACUGCAUCAAAGAUCUUGCAGCCUUGGAGGUUCCAUGGAAGUACGCCAUCAACACCUGCGGGCAAGAUUUCCCCCUGAAAACCAACAGGGAGAUAGUUCAGUAUCUGAAGGGAUUCAAAGGGAAAAACAUCACCCCAGGGGUGCUGCCUCCGGCUCAUGCAAUUGGACGGACUAAAUAUGUCCACCGAGAACACCUGGGCAAAGAGCUUUCCUAUGUGAUAAGAACCACAGCGUUGAAACAGCCUCCUCCCCAUAAUCUCACCAUUUACUUUGGCUCUGCUUAUGUUGCCUUGUCAAGAGAGUUCACCAACUUCGUUCUCCAUGACCCACGGGCUCUCGACUUGCUCCAGUGGUCCAAAGACACCUUCAGCCCGGAUGAACAUUUCUGGGUGACGCUCAACAGGAUUCCAGGUACGUGGGAUUUCCUAUUUCCCGUGAAGGCAACGUGCCAUACUUGA
Hippopotamus amphibius kiboko is the source of this 1460-nucleotide messenger RNA. RefSeq names its product N-acetyllactosaminide beta-1,6-N-acetylglucosaminyl-transferase-like. The transcript has a single exon. The coding region runs from base 495 to 1460 and encodes 321 amino acids. Gene Ontology annotation, molecular function: acetylglucosaminyltransferase activity. Gene Ontology annotation, cellular component: membrane. NCBI's taxonomy places the organism in Eukaryota, Metazoa, Chordata, Mammalia, Artiodactyla, Hippopotamidae. The record is from RefSeq and is a predicted model, not a curated record. Gene Ontology annotation, biological process: transforming growth factor beta receptor signaling pathway.